Tarenaya hassleriana is the source of this 739-nucleotide messenger RNA. RefSeq lists its product as uncharacterized. The coding region runs from base 95 to 490 and encodes 131 amino acids. The transcript has 2 exons. The record is from RefSeq and is a predicted model, not a curated record. Gene Ontology annotation, molecular function: calcium ion binding. Lineage: Eukaryota; Viridiplantae; Streptophyta; Magnoliopsida; Brassicales; Cleomaceae.
GUACGUUCCUGUAUAUAAACCGUUGAGCCAAAAAAAAAAGCAACGAAGAAGAAGAAGAAGGAAAAGCAACGAAGCAUCGAACGAAUCGUCUCCAAUGAGUCUCAGAAUGAUCGAAGCGGUAUUCUCCAGCGAAACCCUUAUCGGAUUCGUCUCCGAUACGAAAUUCUUUGAAUCCGUCACCGAUGAGUAUUUCCAGAUCCUGGAUCUCGACAGAGACGGAGUCCUGUCGACUUCAGAGCUCCGGCGAGGCCUGAAUCGAAUAGUGUCGGUGGAAUCGGAGAUCGCGCCGGAGGAAGAGACCGACGACGUUUACAAGGCGAUAUUCGAGAGAUUCGGAGAAGAAAUUGACCGAGAUCGAUUUAGGGAUCUGAUUGCAGAAAUUUUGAGAGCCAUGGCUCGAGCUUUUGGGAAAUAUCCGGUAAUCAUGGUGGUGCAUUGCGAAGGAUUGAUCAUGAAAGCUGUUCGUCACGAAUCGAAACAAGACGAAUGAUCAAUGCAGAUCGAAAACCAUAGUGAUGGAUUUGAUCACGAAUGCUGUUCAUCACGAAUCGAAACAACGCGAGCGAUUUGUUUCCAAUCCCAAAUUACUAAUUUCGAUCAUUAGUGGUAAACCUCCAUUUCUUCGGGGAGCAAUUAAUCAGAAUGUUGACUCGUGGGUUUGUUUGUUUUCGAGUCCAUUUGUUUGGUGUUUCUGAUUUGGUUGUAUUAUUGCUCAAUAUAUAUAUAUGUUAGAGGACAA